AUGAUCAACAUCCCGGUUACAGCAGCGCUUGCUCUCCUUUGUCUUGCCGUCUACAAGUUCUUCAUUUAUCCUACUGUCCUCUCAUCUUUAGCUAAGAUACCGAAUGCCCACUGGUCCUCAUCUCUGAGUCCGGCAUGGAUCCUGUACCAUCGGCAGCGGCAAGACGAUACGACCACGGUUCAUGCGGCUCAUCAAAGACUGGGACCCAUCAUAAGGCUUGCCCCAAAUGAGAUCUCCAUCAACAGUGUCGAUGGAGGAAUCAGAUCCGUGUAUGCCGGUGGCUUUGAAAAAGGUUCAUGGUACUCGAAUGUCUUUUCGAACUAUGGCGUUGAGCCAAUGUUUGCAAUGGAAGGCCACUCUGAACACUCGAAGCGGAAAAGAAUGCUCAGCAAUGUCUAUGCUAAGUCAACUUUGCAAAGCAGUGCAUCUUUGACGAAGCAGACCGACGUUCUGAUCAAAGAAAGGCUAUAUCCAAGAUUGAAGGCUGCGGCAGAUUCUGAAGAGCCCAUCGAAUUGUAUGAUGUCUUUUCCGCCGUGACCAUGGAUUUCGUGUCCGGCUACAUCUUUGGGAUGAACAAUGGCAGCGACUUCAUUCGAGAUGAAGAAGCUGGCAUAAAGCUAUUCCAUGACUUCAAAGCGCGUCAGAAGUAUACCUUCUGGCCACAGGAGAUGGCGGCUUUCACCCAGAUUCUGGAGAAGGUUGGGCUCAAGUGGCUUGUAGUGCCCAAAUGGGUAGAUCAAGCCAAUCAAGAAAUUGAGGACUGGCUCAUCGCCAUGUGUGAUAGAGCAGAGCAGACUAUCCAAAUGGCAGAAGCGGGUGAAAAGGUCCGGACGGAGGAUCAUCCCACAGUCUACUCGCAGCUUCGUAACACGCUCAGUAAAGAUGCAUCCAGGCAAAAGGGAAUUACGGGAGGGCUCGAUCAAAGUGACGGCUCACGUAUAAGGAUCGCCAGCGAGUUACUCGAUCAUACUCUCGCCGGCUUCGACACUUCUGGCAUAACUCUCACCUGGCUCGCGUGGCAACUCAGUCGUGCAGAUAAUGCACCAUGGCAGCGAAGACUCCAAGCAGAACUUGCGACUCUGGAUCAAAGCCUCGAUGCGAAGUCGAUCGACAACUUACCUGUACUUCACGCGACAAUCAUGGAGACGCUUCGACUCCAUGCGGCUAUACCGGGCAACCAACCUCGCAUCACGCCGCAAACAACAACCACUCUCGGCGACGCCGAGGCCGGGAUAAUGUUCACCAACCUACCACCUGGCAUCCGCGUGCAAGCUCAAGCAUGGUCUCUGCACAGAAAUCCUAGGGUCUUUCCAGAGCCUGAGGUCUGGAACCCCGAGCGCUGGCUCAACGAGCAAGGCGAGUUGAGGAACGACCCUCGCAUGGCACGUUGGUUCUGGGCCUUUGGCUCUGGUGGCAGGAUGUGUGUGGGUAGUAAUCUCGCGAUGCUUGACAUGAAAGCUACCGUAGUAGGGAUCUGGAGUAAGUUCAGCACUGAAGUGGCAGAUGAUGAAGGCAUGGUGCCGAACGGUGGCUACAUGGCAGAGCCUCUCGGCGUCGGUCCUGGUGGGAAGAAAGGGAUCGGAAAGGGGAGAAAGUUCUUGAGGUGCAGGUUGACAGAAGCAUAG
Molecule: messenger RNA, 1626 nt
Organism: Fulvia fulva
Lineage: Eukaryota; Fungi; Ascomycota; Dothideomycetes; Mycosphaerellales; Mycosphaerellaceae
Product: Cytochrome P450 monooxygenase orf2
Exons: 1
Coding region: 1-1626 (541 amino acids)
Molecular function (GO): iron ion binding; monooxygenase activity; oxidoreductase activity, acting on paired donors, with incorporation or reduction of molecular oxygen
Source: RefSeq, a predicted model, not a curated record